This is a messenger RNA of Aspergillus niger, 672 nucleotides long. RefSeq lists its product as hypothetical. The transcript is spliced from 6 exons. The coding region runs from base 1 to 672 and encodes 223 amino acids. The record is from RefSeq and is a predicted model, not a curated record. Lineage: Eukaryota; Fungi; Ascomycota; Eurotiomycetes; Eurotiales; Aspergillaceae.
AUGGGAGGUGCACCAAACUGGCCAGCCGUCGGAUGCUUUAGCGGGUCACUCGCUGGGCCGCUACAAGGAGCAACGAGAGAGUCGGAGUGCAUGAGUGAUCUGACUGAUGUGUCUGAGCCAUUGAAGAUCGACCUUUUUGGAUCUAAACAAACUUGCAAGCAAGGUUCACAGGCCAUCGGCGAUCCGGCAAGAGUCCGAGAACGUGCUACAUCUGCGGGGAUGCGCUUUCAGAUCCUCAUUCAUCUUCUUGAUAGCCAUCGAAAAUCAUUAGCCAUAGGCAACGCAACGAUCGGUGAUAUUGAUGAUGUCAAGGCUACUGACGUCUCGCAAAGAUCGGAAGGAUGGAAAGAGCAAAAGAGGCGAAGUGUCGAGAGAUUACGCAGUCGUCUGCUGGGUACAACUGGUGGUCUCUUUAACGGUCAUGCCGCUGAGGACUUGAUCGGAUUGUUUCACGCGCACGGUUGCGCAGUAGAAAUCAUCCCAGCCCCACCCACCGUUGCUGGCCCGGAGAACCUGAGCGUCUGGUUCAGGGACAAAGGGCGGAGGAGGAUUUACCCAGCCAAGCAGAGGGUGACAGACCAGACCAACCCAUGGAAGGGGCUGGCUCGAAACUUCUUUGGAGGAGGAACCCCUUCGAUGGAGGAAGUAAGGGAUGGCAUUGCCCGAGUGUGA